AUGCCGGCCAUACUGGAGGAUCCAGAUGCGCCCGUGAUUUACCGGCAAUCGGGUCAGGCUCCGUAUCCAACCUCAGAUAAUCCGCAGAUCCCUUCCUCUAUAUUCCCCCGGCCAGUCACUCUCCGCGAUCGCGUUACAGUCGCAACCUUGAUUCCGUUCUUCUCGCCAGAUUCCGUCCCCAGGAGACUUCUCAACUAUCUUGCCGACAACCUCAACCAAGAAAUCGAACGUGGAGACACGUACCCGAUGAUCGACCCUCUGCCCGUCGAGAAAUUCGGACCUUACUGGUUCGGGAAUUUCGGCGCGGUCAUGGUUCUUGGAGAUAUUGGCGGCGUCGAAGCUGUCGCCGAAAUGGAUCGCAAUGGCGCCGACUGGAACAAGCUUUGUCUCGGCAGCUUUUAUGUUAAACCUAACUAUCCCGGUCGGAGUAGUCAUGUGUGCAACGGCGGAUUUCUGGUCACCCCGGCCGCCCGCAACAAAGGCGUAGGCAAGUCGAUGGGCCAGUGCUACCUGGACUGGGCGCCGCAACUGGGUUACACGUAUUCAGUAUUCAACCUGGUGUAUGAGACAAACACCGCUUCCACGAGGAUUUGGGAUUCGCUUGGUUUUAAGCGCAUAGGACGUGUUCCUGGCUGUGGUCGUCUGAAGUCUUCUAGCGAACCGGUGGAUGCCAUCAUUUAUGGGAGGGAUCUCAAGUCGGAGGGAGAGACGGAUCAGUCUGAGGAGCGUUUCGACAAAAUCCGUUACUACUUAAGACACCAGCUGUAUCCGCAAGGCGCUGACCGCUCGGAAAAAAGCCGACUUAGAAGCGCCGCGACACACUACAAACUGGUAGGUGGCCAGGACGGCGUGCCAGAAAAGCUCUUCCUGAAAGACAAGGAGGUCAUUUCCGACCCUCAAGCACAAUACGAGAUCGCCAAACAAAUUCACGAUCAAGCCCACGGAGGCAUCAACAAAACAACAGCAAUCAUCGCGACGAAGUAUCACUGGAUUCGGAUCAAGGAAACUGUCAGCCAUGUGAUCAAAAACUGUCCGGAAUGCAAGGAUGUCAACAAGCCGCCAAUGAUUCGCACAGAAAACAGACCAGGUCGCAGCAAAACGAUCGAUGAAGCGCCACCAAGCUUACCAGAAGCCACCCAGCCACCGCCACCGCCGCCGCCGCCACCUGAGGUGCAGCAGCCGCCUGCACCAGAGGAAAGCAUACCCACCAACGACAUUUCGAGCCAUGAUUUCGCUGCCAUCCAGCAACCGAUGGAUCUUGCCAACGAGCACUUGACUGAUCCUGGCGCGCACCUGCACCCAUAUGACGAGAUGGCUAUCGACCCCCAAAUCAUGGAACAGAUUCAGGCAAUGGCCAACGAGUAUGAUCAAAAUCAUGCAUUUGUCCAGGCUGGACUGCCCCCUUUUGCCAACCCUUCUCAUUUACAACCCCAUCAUGAUCCACACGAUUUCAAUCCUCAAGCACCAGAUCAUCAGUUCAUGGAUGGCACGAAUCAACCUAUGAUUGGCCAUGAUCAUGUCAUGAAUGACGGGGCACCGCCGGGGACGGGAUUGAGCAAUAUGCAACCGAUCCAGCAUGUUCUGCCAAUGGAUUAUAUCGACCCUUCCAACAAUCCCCCGUUCAAACUUGAGCAAUAG
This is a messenger RNA of Exophiala dermatitidis NIH/UT8656, 1638 nucleotides long. RefSeq names its product histone acetyltransferase Spt10. The record is from RefSeq and is a predicted model, not a curated record. NCBI's taxonomy places the organism in Eukaryota, Fungi, Ascomycota, Eurotiomycetes, Chaetothyriales, Herpotrichiellaceae. The coding region runs from base 1 to 1638 and encodes 545 amino acids. Gene Ontology annotation, molecular function: acyltransferase activity, transferring groups other than amino-acyl groups. The transcript is spliced from 2 exons.